GCAAACAGCCAAUUGCCCAGGCGCAUGCUCCUUACUGAUACUACGUCGUCGACUGUCACGAUGCAAUGAACGCGCCCGCCUAAUGUCGCACACUCCACUGCACCUAAAGACAAUUACGUACAAGAACAAGUGCUACUAAUACCUACUUAUGUGACGCCUGGCUUCUCUGCAGAGGCUUCAUCUCGGGACAGCGAUAUAAUAUUUCCAUAUAAUCGACAUCUCAAACUCCUCUUCGGACCAUGGCCGUCUCGCGUGGGCAGGCAGUCUGGAACGACUUGUGGACUGCGGCGCAACUGACGUUCCGGCACUCGCGGCACCAGCUCGUCCAGGCGUGGCUGUACGUGCCCGCGGGCAUCCUGGUGAUGCUGCUGGCGUGCUUCGGGGUGGAGAAGCUGUUCGCGCUGCGGUCGGUGCCGUUCCCGGCGUCGGUGGCGUGCCUCGUCAUCCUCGUCGCCGCGCUGCUCCUCGCCGAGAGGCUGCUCGGCGAGAACAGGACGCGCCGCGUCGUCGCCGUCAUCGAGGUCCCCGGCGGCUGGGCGCUGCGCUGGAUCAACGUCCUGUUCACGCCCUCCUUCGUAUUACUGCCCCUGAGCCCGGCGAUCGGGGGGAUCGAGGUGCUCAAGAUCAUCGCUGUCUUCGUCAUCGGGUUCGUCGUGAUGAUCGCGUUCGCGGCGUACCUGACGCGCGGCCUGCAGCUCGUGCUCGGGUCGUCGAAGCGGGCCGUGGCCGAGCGCGCCGAGGAGCUGCACCCGGGGAGCGCGGACGCCAUCCCGCUAGCGGCCGCGGCGCCGCCGCCCCCCGCGGACGGGUCGGCGUCGGGCUCCGCGACGGCCGUCGACGACGACGACGCGCCCUCGUCGGACGACGCGCGCGUGGUGCGGCCCCCUCCUGCUUCGCGCGGACGCGGCGCCGCCUCCGACGCCGGCCGCGGCGACGACGACCCGGCGCGUGCCGCCGCGGAGCUGCCGCCGCAGGCCCCGGUGCCGCCGGCGCGCGCGACCCGGUGGGCGGCGCGGAUGGCGGCGCACCUCGACGCGGCGCCGUACGCGGCCGCGCUCGUGCUCGCGGGCCUGCCGGCGUACUACGGCGCCGGGUACGCGAUGCCGCUGCACGCGAGCGUCAACGUGCUGGCGUACGCGGGCGCGGCGGCGCUGCCGGCGGCCUGGCAGCGCGUCCUGCACCCGGUGCUGGUGGCGUCGCUGGCGACGGUGCUCGCGCUGUGGGCGCUGGGCCUCGCGCGCGGCCAGCCCCUCGCCGCCACGCUCGCCGCCUACAAGACCGGCGCCGGCUACCAGGAGCUGUGGGGCGGCCGCCGCGGCCGCGACGCCGCGCUGCCCGGCGCCGCCGACCUGUUCGCCAGCGUGCUCGACGCCAGCAUCGUCUCCUUCGCCCUGCCCGUCUACCGCUACCGCCGCGAGCUGCGCCGCCACCUCCUCCCCAUCCUCGUCCCCAACGUCGCCAUCUCCGUCGGCUCCCUGUUCGCGUACCCCUGGGUCUGCCGCGCCGUCGGCAUCGCCGCACGCCGCGGCCUCGCCUUCGCCGCGCGCAGCCUCACCCUCGCCCUCGCCGUCCCCGCCGCCACGAACCUCGGCGGCGACGUCAACACGGCCGCCGCGCUCGCCAUCAUGAGCGGCAUCGUCGGCGUCCUCGUCGGCCGCCGCAUGCUCGCCUGGCUGAAGAUACCCGAAGACGACUACGUGACUCGCGGCGUGACGCUCGGCGCUAACUCGUCGGCCAUCGCGGCGGCGCUGCUUCUGCGCACCGACCCGCGGGCCGCGGCGCUCUCGAUCCUGUCCAUGAGCCUCUUCGGCACGAUCACCGUGCUGUUCACCUCCAUACCGCCGAUAACAGCCGCGGUGCAGUCUCUGGUGGGGCUAUAAGGGACAGCGUCGGGGUGGUAUUCUCGGCGCGCAUUCGGCUCAUUCGGCUUAAGGGGGUUUGGUUCUUCUAAUAAUACUCACGGCUGGGCGGGAGAGGCAUCGAGCAUUGGGCGUUGGGUGUGUUUGGAGUACCCUUCACCCCUAAGGGAUCUUUGUUUAGUGCUGCGACCUUGUGUACGAGGCCGUUAUGGCAGAUAGCACACGGCAUUCCUCUAUUGUGUACCUAUCUACGACAUCGAUGCUGUUCAAACAUGUAGGCAAUGGCCGUCUCGAACGCGAACGGGAGACCUUCUACGGAGCAAUACGGGCUACAUAUCCUUGGAAACAGUGGAAUCUACGGGAACACCCGUACUUGGCUCUAUCUAGAUGAUGCAUGCCGUAGCAGCUGCGCACAGGGCCCAAGACGUCUCCUAACAGCAAGGCAGAAGUAAGCGAAGAAUAGAUACCUAUCUAUCGACCUCGGAGGAUAACAAGCGUGUAUCUACCAGCCAGCGUGUGUGAAGUCGGAUGGC
Durotheca rogersii is the source of this 2392-nucleotide messenger RNA. Its product is annotated as LrgB-like family-domain-containing protein. Lineage: Eukaryota; Fungi; Ascomycota; Sordariomycetes; Xylariales; Xylariaceae. The transcript has 5 exons. The coding region runs from base 240 to 1880 and encodes 546 amino acids. The record is from RefSeq and is a predicted model, not a curated record.